GUAAGAAGAACCACACUUCCAGAGCUUUUAUUUUGAAGGAUCCGCUGUUGAUGUUGACAGGGGAGACGUGAGUAAAAGCAGGAGCUGACUCAGCUGCUAGCACCCUGCACCUGUACCCGGGUAGCACUGAGCACUGUGGUAAAGAUGGAGUCUGGAGGUGCCUCUGCUCCUCAGCUCCUCCUGCUGGCCUCCAGCUCUGCACUGACGGCCGUCUUCUACUCUGUCUAUCGGAGGAGAGCCAGCGCGGUGGAGAGGCUGAAGGGGGCUCAGAAGCUGUCCCUGGACCAGGACCUGGUGAGGCUGCUCUCUGAGACUCCGGGUCGCUGUGUCCCGUACGCCGUCAUCGAGGGAGCGGUGCGCUCGGUGAAACAGACUCUGAACAGUCAGUUUGUGGAGCACUGCGGAGGCGUCAUCGAGAGGUUAACGCUGAGGGAGGAGAAGAUGGUGUGGAACCGAACCACACACCUCUGGAACAACACGGAGAAGCUGCUGCACCAGCGCACCAACACCGUGCCGUUCUCCCUCUGCUCCCCUGACGGAGGCGUCUCGGUGCGGGUGCUGCGCCCCCUGGAGGCGGCGGAGCUGCAGCUUGAGACGGUGUACGAGAGUUUCCACCCCGCCGCGCAGACGCUGUCCAACGUCCUCGGACACUUCCUGAGCGGGGAGCGGCCGCGCGGCAUCACGGAGAGUGAGGAGAUGCUGCGGGUCGGAGACAGCGUGACGGGGGUGGGCGAGCUGGUGCUGGAUAACAACCUGCUGCGCCUGCAGCCGCCCAAACAGGGCCUGCAGUACUUCCUGUCCCGCUGCGACUACGCCUCCCUGCUGCAGCGGCGCAGCGCAGGCCUGCGGCGCUGGAGGAUCCUCACCGCCGUUUGCGCAGCCGCUGCCGCUGCCACGCUGCUGCUACUGCUGUGGAGGCGCUGCCGUCUGCACCGUGAGAGGCGGAGGCAGCGCAGCCUGAUGCAGGACUUCCUGCUGCUGCAGAAGGGCAGCAUACAGCAGGUGCAGCUGCAGGAGGCGGCGCCCGACAGCUGCUCCGUGUGCUUCAGCCGCCAGCGCAGCCUCGUCUUCCUGCACUGCGGACACGUCUGUUGCUGCAGCCCCUGCUACGCCCUCCUGCAGCAGCCUCCCCAGUGCCCCAUCUGCAGGGCCCCCAUCCAGAGGGUGGUGCCCCUCUACAACAGCUAAUACCCCCCCAUCCAGAGGGUGGUGCCCCUCUGUAUACAUUUGAUGCUCACGGUGUAAAUCAGAAUCAGCCUUCAUCAGAAACAACCUGCAGAUGGAAGGCUGGAAGAUCUCACCUCAGAGUUAUUCGAAUUACCCUCUGUAUUCUUAUUUCCUGUGUGUAUAUAACUGUGUGUUCACUGGCCCUCUUUGCAGCAGGGACACAUGAGGAUCUGUUGAAGGGCCGCUCUAUCAGGAGGUCCCGCCCUCAGCCUUCACCUUUUCUUAUUAGGAAUAACUUCUGAUGCUAUUGGGGAACGGCACGUGGAUUUAGUUUGGGAACUCUUCAUAGACUUGUAUUUGUAAUAAAAAGGUGGGGGUUGUUUGUUAUAUUGGGGGAGAGCAGCAGGCUGACCCUCUCCUCCGCAGGCCUGCAGCUGAAGGAUUAAUAAAGAGGUUUGAAA
This is a messenger RNA of Eleginops maclovinus (Patagonian blennie), 1628 nucleotides long. It is a transcript of the gene mul1, whose product is annotated as mitochondrial E3 ubiquitin protein ligase 1b. NCBI's taxonomy places the organism in Eukaryota, Metazoa, Chordata, Actinopteri, Perciformes, Eleginopidae. The coding region runs from base 145 to 1188 and encodes 347 amino acids. Gene Ontology annotation, biological process: organelle organization; protein ubiquitination. The transcript has 6 exons. Gene Ontology annotation, molecular function: ubiquitin-protein transferase activity. Gene Ontology annotation, cellular component: mitochondrion. The record is from RefSeq and is a predicted model, not a curated record.